AUGGCCCAGGACCCCCCUUCAAUCUCUGUUUUUUCUGCCAAGAAAAGGAGUCUCGUGAAUGAUGAAGUAGCCAGAUUACAAGUUUCUUGGUCUCGUGGCUUUCUCGUGGCAUAUGCCUUUCUAAGCAUGAGCAGCCUCCUUUCUGUGCAGCGCAAUGUUCUCCUGGACCGUGCACGCUGGAUGUCUCCAAUCUUUACCUGGACAAAUGUUUUGGUGUUUGGAUGUUUGACCUUGUAUGUGCUAUUUCCAAGUCUGCUGAGCACAAGAACGUUGAAUCGCUUCUAUGUGGUGGGCAUGAUUCUAGCAGCCGCAUACCUAUCACCUUGGCACACAGGCACAGAUGAAAUGUUUGAUAUGGCCUUGAUUCUUUUCGUUUGCUGCCGGUUGCCAGCUGUGAUCCUAUGCGCUCGUACCUCGCUGGUUUUUCUCUGCAAUCUUGGCUUUACUGUCUUGACCAUCUACCGCGCCAGUACAGAAGAGAUGGCUUCUGAAGGGACUUUUGCAUCACGGUAUGUGAUCCUUUGGACAGAAUUGACAAUGUGUGCUGUAACUGUCGCCUUCAGUUUUGCCCUUCUUUCAGUGCUGACCCGGAAAGCGGAGCUACAAGUUCAAGGCUGUAAUGCGGAGACUCACUUCACUGCAGCUUCAACCCUUUUAGGGCUCAUGUGUGAUGCAGUGGUGGAACUCGAUUCGAACUUUUGCCUCACUGAGCACUCGAAAGCAUUGGCUGCAGUGCUUCUGAAGUCCAGCAACAUUCAAGGUGCAAGCCUCAUGGAUUUCAUGCCUGUGGACGAUGCAGACCGUGCAAUGCAGCAUUUUCGUGCCUUAAGUGGAGACGCUGCAACUGUGCUGGCACAUGCCUUCCACACUCGCUUGGUUGACAGUUGUUCAACGAAGCUUGAGACAGAAGUAUUUCAGGUGAAGUACACCCGCAUGAACGGGGAGCAGUGUCACUUGGUUGGUCUCCGAGAAUUCUCAGACGCCAAGUUUGGCAGUGCAGAACGUCCUGAAGACAACACGCGUUGCAUUCUCCCACAAGUCGCUGACAGCCAGGUAGUGAACGUUCGAGACGAGCCUUCGGAUGGACGAAAACAUGGAUCCAUGUUGGAAAUCGACAUGGCCCAACGGAGUAUCAUCGCAGCUUCUGGGCAUCUUUGCAACUGCGUGGGGAUGUCAAUUGAAGACUCUCGGAGAAGACACGGCCGCUGCAUAUUCAACAUUUGCUGCACUUACAGUAUACAUCAGAAUUAA
Molecule: messenger RNA, 1251 nt
Organism: Cladocopium goreaui
Lineage: Eukaryota; Dinophyceae; Suessiales; Symbiodiniaceae
Source: the annotation of a GenBank genome assembly